Eutrema salsugineum is the source of this 575-nucleotide messenger RNA. Its product is annotated as 40S ribosomal protein S27-2. The transcript has 4 exons. NCBI's taxonomy places the organism in Eukaryota, Viridiplantae, Streptophyta, Magnoliopsida, Brassicales, Brassicaceae. Gene Ontology annotation, molecular function: structural constituent of ribosome; RNA binding. Gene Ontology annotation, cellular component: cytosolic small ribosomal subunit; ribosome. The coding region runs from base 130 to 384 and encodes 84 amino acids. Gene Ontology annotation, biological process: ribosomal small subunit assembly; translation. The record is from RefSeq and is a predicted model, not a curated record.
GCCCAAUAAUUAUUUACGGGAACUACUCUAGGGUUUUAGUUAUUUCCUUUUUAUAUAUAAGCGUAGAGGGAACCGUAUUGUGCCGCCGUAGAAGAAUCAGAAGUCGUCAGCUCCGGAACACCUGCAAACAUGGUUCUUCAAAACGAUAUCGAUCUUCUUAACCCACCAGCAGAGCUUGAGAAGAGGAAGCACAAGCUCAAGCGUCUUGUUCAGUCGCCUAAUUCCUUCUUCAUGGAUGUCAAGUGCCAAGGCUGCUUCAACAUUACUACCGUGUUCAGCCACUCGCAGACCGUUGUGGUAUGCGGAAACUGCCAGACAAUUCUGUGCCAGCCUACUGGAGGAAAGGCUAGGCUCACCGAAGGAUGCUCUUUCAGGAAAAAGUGAGAGAAUGAUUUGAAGCUUAUCAUAAUAUCAAAUCAAGGCUGCUUUCUUUCUUCUUUUUUUGGUCGCUGGAUGUUAGAAUAAACCUAUGUUGAUGUUUGGAUGUUAAGGUUGUUACUAUUUUGACGUCUGAAUCUUAAAUUAGUACGGCUUUUCAACUUCUUUAUGCAAAAGUUGGUUCGUUGGCUUGGAGA